Molecule: messenger RNA, 2737 nt
Organism: Protopterus annectens (West African lungfish)
Lineage: Eukaryota; Metazoa; Chordata; Ceratodontiformes; Protopteridae
Gene: ANAPC5
Product: anaphase promoting complex subunit 5
Exons: 21
Coding region: 147-2579 (810 amino acids)
Biological process (GO): anaphase-promoting complex-dependent catabolic process; positive regulation of mitotic metaphase/anaphase transition; protein K11-linked ubiquitination
Cellular component (GO): anaphase-promoting complex
Molecular function (GO): protein binding
Source: RefSeq, a predicted model, not a curated record
UUCUAAUUGUAACGUCUUUUCCUUUUAUAUUGUUAUAAUAUGGAUUUAAGUUAGUUUACGAUUUAAAACAUGAAUUUCUUAUCCUCUGUGUUAUAGUUUUUUAAUAGAAACAACUGUCUGGUUUUGUAUUCUGUCUGUUCUAGACCAUGGCUAAUGUUCAUGAAAGCUUGUAUUUUAAUCCCAUGAUGACAAAUGGGGUUGUACAAGCAAAUGUUUUUAGUAUUAAAAACUUCGUGACACCUUAUAAGAUUGCACUACUUGUGUUGUUGGAUGAGAUAACGUCAGCUCAGAUAACACUGGUAGAACGAAGACGCUUAAAUAAACUCAUAUUGCCUCUUCUGCAGGGACCAGACAUGACUCUUUCUCAGUUAAUCAAUACCAUAGAAGAGUGCUGUUCUCAAGUAGCAAGUGCAGUUUACAUAAGAGUACAGCUGAUAGCUGAAGGAGAACUGAAAGACAUGGAGGAGUUCUUCUUUGCUGUUCCAAGUGCUUACAAUGGCACAGAGCCAGAAGUACAGAAAACCAGUGUAGUAGAAAAAAAAAAACAAGGAGUUGAUCCUCAGGCAAAAAUGAAGAGAAACAUUUAUACAAUGGUCAGUAGAAGUGAAGAUACUUUCUGUAGAGGUCCUCUUUCACAGAAACAGGCAGAGUACUUCCUUACUCAGCAGGCAUAUCUGCUGAAGAAUGAUGAAAACAGAGCCCUGAGUCCUUCAGCUUUGCAGAAGGAUCUGAAUAAUUUACUGAAAUUUAAUCCAGAUUUUGCAGAAGCACAUUACCUAAGUUAUUUAAAUAGUCUUCGUGUCCAGGAUGUUUUUAGCUCAACCCACAGCCUUCUGCAUUUCUUUGAUCGUCUAAUCCUUACUGGAAGUGACAGUAAAAGCAAUGGAGAUGAAGGUCAUGGCCGAAGUUUAAGAUAUGCUGCUCUCAAUCUUGCUGCAUUGCAUUGCCGCUUUGGACACUAUGGUACAGUAACAGAACCUUCUGACAAAACUAUAGGCCUCAAAGGAGGGUUAUUAAAGUCUUUAUGCACCUUAGGGAAAAGUGAGAGAAAACUUAAACAGAGGUUGUACGAACAUCCCUAUGACAUUAAAAUGCAACAUGAAAAUAAUGCCCUUUUUAAACAUACUUGUGUAUGUACAGGAGCUGAAUUUGGAUUUCUUGCUUUGGAUACAGUAGCUAUUGACCCUAGUGGUGGACCAUGGGACACAAGGAUUGAGCUGUGUCUUCAGAGUUUUGAGAGAAGAAAAUCCAUUUUCACACCUAAGUUAAAAGCCUUAAAGGUCAUCAUAUUUUUUCAGUUUAACGUAACGAUGUUUCCACAUUUUUCUUGGCAGAGUUGGCUUGCACUGUUAGAAGAGAAGACUGGAUCUGAUAGCUCAGUUCUUUUAGAACAUUCUGUGAAGAAGGCUGUGCAGUUCAGUUUACCAUACUUGGCUUCUCUUGGCAUUCAAUCAUUAGUGCAACAAAGGGCAUAUAGUGGAAAGACAGCAAAUAAACUAAUGGAAGCUCUGAAAGACUCUGACAUGUUGCACUGGAAACACAGCUUGUCUGAACUCAUUGACAUCAGCAUUGCCCAGAAGACUGCCAUUUGGGGAAUGUUUGGUCAAAGUACCAUGGCAUUUCUACAAGCUCAGAUACUUCUAAGUAUGAACAGUCUAGAGGCCAUGAAUAGCAGUACUCAGCAGAGUAAUACUGAAGCUUUUGCUGUAGUACUUUGUCACCUGGCUGAGCUUCAUGCUGAACAGGGCUGCUUUGCUGCUGCAUCAGAAAUUUUGAAGCAUUUAAAGGAAAGGUUUCCACCACAUAGUUCACACGCUAAGCUCCAAAAUUGGCUUCUCUUCCAAUUCCUGCAGUUUCAGAAUCCCAUGUCCUGUGAGGGUAAAUACCAUGUGGCAGAGUCACUAGUGACUGGAAUUACAGCACUUAAUCAUAUGGAGGGUCUGUAUAGAAAAGCACUUGUUUGGAAAGCUCAGAAUCAAACACCUGAAGCAUGCAAAGUUUUACAGAGCCUACUUAUCCUGUGCCAGAAGAGGAGGAACACAGAAAUGUUAAUCAGGGUAAUAUUGCUAAUCAGUGAACUCUACUGUAGAUCUUCCUGCCACACAGUUGCACUGCCACUGCUUCUGAAAGCACUUGCUUUGUCUCGGGAGUACCAACUCCAGUAUUUGGCUUCUGAGACCAUUCUUCAUUUAGCAUGCUCACAGCUGAUGCUUGGAAUUCCAGAACAAGCUCUGAGUAUACUGCACAUGGCAAUCGAACCUAUUCUUGCUCAUGGGUCUGUGCUAGAUAAAGGUCGGGCUAUGUUUUUAACUGCCAAAUGUCAGGUUGCUUCAGCUGCGGCUUUAAGUCAUGAUCUUAGAAAAGAAGCUCUGCAAUCAGCUAUUCAAAAUCUCAAUGAAGCCAAAGCAUAUUUUGUGGAAGUGGACUGUAAAGAACGAAUGAGAGAUGUUUUUUAUUUUCAGGCUCGUUUGUUUCAUAGCUUGGGAAAUCUACAAGAAAGAAAUAAAUGUGCUAUGCUGUUUCGACAACUCGAUCAGGAACUUCCUUCCCAUGGAGUGCCUCUCAUAACACGUCUUUAGUUAUUGCACUUGGGUGGUGGUUAGUAAUUGUUGUAAUAACCAGGCAUUCCUUUUGUGGUCAUCAAAAGACUGAGUUACAGUAAAAUUAUUUUAAAGGCCAUGUGGCAUAUUAGUUCAAUGUGUUAUUAAAGAAAUUUGUUGGAUCCAUUUUCACAAAA